UGACGAGAAAAAAAAAACUCACUUUAAACCAGCGAAGAAGAAACUAAACGUCAACAGGAAGAAGCUGGUGGAGCUGCCGCCACUAAAGCUUCCAAGCAUGGCAGGCCGAAAGGCUCUGAAGGCCGUGCUCAUCGACCUGAGUGGAACUCUUCACAUAGAAGACACAGCGGUACCAGGGGCACAGGAUGCUCUGAAUAGGUUACGGCAGGCUUCUUUAGCUGUGAAAUUUGUGACCAAUACAACAAAGGAGAGUAAGAGGAACUUAGUGGUACGACUGCAGCGUCUCAACUUCAACCUCCAGGAACAGGAAGUCUUCACCUCACUGAGUGCCGCAAGGAGUUUGUUAUUGCAGAAACAACACAGACCGCUUUUGCUAGUGGAGGACAGCGCAAUGGAAGAUUUCACUGGUAUUGACACGUCGGAGCCAAAUGCUGUUGUUAUUGGACUUGCUCCUGAUCACUUCAACUACCAAAUGCUCAACAAGGCUUUCAGAUUAAUUCUCAGUGGCGCUCCUCUCAUCGCCAUUCAUAAGGCCCGGUACUACAAACGUAUGGAUGGUUUGGCCUUGGGCCCCGGGCCCUUUGUGACGGGACUUGAAUAUGCCACAGACUGUAAAGCUACUGUAGUGGGGAAGCCAGAAAAUACUUUUUUCUUGCAGGCUCUGUCUGAUUUAGGGUGUAGGCCAGAUGAAGCCAUCAUGAUAGGAGAUGAUGCCAGAGAUGAUGUAGGUGGGGCUCAGAACACAGGAAUGUUGGGAAUUCUGGUCAGGACAGGUAAAUACAGAGAAGGAGAUGAGAACAAAAUCAACCCUCCUCCCCACCUGACAUGUGACAGUUUUCCAGAUGCUGUUGAACACAUCCUGAAGAACCUCCUAUAGGCUUGUAACUUCAGAAGUCUACAGCCUACAUUCUCUUUCCCAAUCUUUAAUUCCAACAUGAAUGGUCUAACAGACACUUGUAACUGUUUUAGAUUUAAUGUGAUUUAACAGUGGAGGGAAGUAAAUUAUUCAAUAAUGAACCUCAUUGUAGACUUUCUUUGUUAUUCCCUUCCUUCCUAUCAUCAUUAUAAAGGAAGACAAGCAGUCCUCUUACCUAAUGAGUCUGACCUAUCAUCGCAUUAAAACAAAGUUUUACACAAACAGUCAAGUUGAAAGCCUCUUUAUAAUUAAAGAUGACAAAAACAAAAGUAAGAAUUCAUAUUUCAAAAGAUACUACCUUUUUUUACCCUUUAAACAACUACUUUCAAUGCAUCAUAUAAUGUGUGACGUGUGAAAAAAAUGUUCCGCUGGUGUCUGCUGUCAAGUGUGUCUUUGUGAUGCUUAUUUUACAGAUAAAACAAAUGAAUAAAGACUACAUUGAAAAUUG
This is a messenger RNA of Labrus mixtus (cuckoo wrasse), 1364 nucleotides long. It is a transcript of the gene hdhd2, whose product is annotated as haloacid dehalogenase-like hydrolase domain containing 2. Gene Ontology annotation, biological process: dephosphorylation. The transcript is spliced from 9 exons. Gene Ontology annotation, molecular function: phosphatase activity. Lineage: Eukaryota; Metazoa; Chordata; Actinopteri; Labriformes; Labridae. Bases 98 to 877 code for a protein of 259 amino acids. The record is from RefSeq and is a predicted model, not a curated record.